AGUUUCUGCACUAUUGUGCUCCGAAACGGACGUAUAUCGGCGACGUGUUACCAAACGGCGUAAGUGCACAGUACUCUCGGUUCGAAGUCUCGAAGUCAACGCGUGUCGUGAAUUUCGUGAAUUACUGACCACCGGCUUCGUUCGUGUUCUUGUGUGCUAUGCUGUAAAAGUAAGGCAAUGAUAUACCGUUGAGCUUGAUGGGUUGCAGCAUUUUAUGGAUGAAUCAAUGAGGGUGAGAAAGCGAAGAAAAGUGUUCCAUAAAGAGAUAAUCUGUUAGUGCGUGGUGAAAAGUGCCGUGAUUUACGAAAUGGAGAAAUGCUGGUAAAUAUGUGAAGAUUUAGAACCAAACAGCACUACAGUAGUGGCAGGCAGGCAGGAAGGCAGACAGGCAGCAGCAGAGAAAGUCUGUCUGGGUAUUGGUCGGAGACUUGAACGCCAUCGAGCUACAACAGGCGACAAACGUCACGAUUUAGCCUCGGGCUGGUGCUGCAGGUCAGGUGGAAAGAGGAACAUGAGCUUGCGGAACUCGAUUGGGCUGAGUAUUGUAAUUUUCCUGGUACUGCUCGCCACCGAAAAAUGCCACUCUGCAAAUACGGAUGAGUUAACUGGCCAGUCGGAGAGAGAAGUUGUGGAAGCACUUGUAAGAAAGUGGGCCCCUUUGGUUUGGCUAGCACCGAACGAGAAAUACCUACCUGGAUCAGUGUCCACGUUUUUGGAGCACGUGCACGCAGAGGAGGCCAAAAUCGUUACGGUCUACCCCGGUAACGAGAUAUCGGACGUAAGCGAGCUGAAUCAGUACGCUUACUACUAUGACAACGAGAACGAGCUGACCUACUACGAUCCUACAGUGCGUCAGGCACGGAAUCGCAACAAGCGCAACUUUCGAGAUCCAGCCACUUCCUUGGAUCGACUGUUUGAUCUACCGAUUGGCAACGAGUCGAAGAAUUGGUACCUUGUCACCAAUAACGACAUUGAAGAGCUGAUAACCGAUAAGAGUUCGUUCAUACACGGACAGAACCCACAAAAAGAAAAUGUGCCAAUCUAUGCGGUGGUCAGCAUGUGCCGUACGGUAUCAUCGCCCUCCAGCAGUUUCGUCGGGUCCCCAAUGGGUGGCGCCGCAGCUGUUUCGUCCACGGUCACUAUGCAGCCGCUGCCCCUUUCGUCCACAGUGCCACUGCAACCGCCGACGACCACCUUCCCGACGCCGCCGGCCGCUAUGCACCACUUUAGCCACAUUGAAAACGAAGUCGUUUACAACACUAUCGACCGAAUCGGUUACAAACGCCAACCACAGUAUGUGCCAGUUCACAAGAACAUCUUCGAACUGCAGCCGGAGCUGAAGCCGGACAUUAACAAAAUCGAAAAGAGUAUCCGUCUGAUACGGAAACGACGCCGCCGGCGGGGAAUUUCGAUUGUCGAUCCACCGAACGCGAAAGUCAAGGAGGACAGCACCGACAGCCCCACCAGUGCCGAGGAGUUGUUGUUCGAUCAGAGCAUCGAGGGUCGAGCCGAAGACGCGGACGAGGAAGAUAACAGUAGUAACGAAAACGAGUCGGAUGAUUGGGAGACGAUCACCGAGCGUCGCGAUGACAUCACCAUACAGAACGGAGAGGAUUCCAACGAAUAUCCACAUUUCCAUGUCACCUACUGGAUGUUUUAUCCAUACAGUCAGGGUAAAGUGAUCUGCACGGUCAACCUAGGACCACUGGGGCCAUGGCCGAUUCCCCUCAUAUUCGGAAUGUGCUUGGGGACGAAGAAGGAAUUUGGCAGCCACGUGGGCGAUUGGGAGCAUAUGAGUUUGUUCUUUAGAGGCCGAAAAGAACCUGACGAAAUGUAUGUAUCUGCACACGACGCCGGGGCCUUCUACACCUAUGAACGGUUGACGGGGACCUUCGAAUAUCGCAGUCAGGAAACGCGCAAGGGUAUACUGCAGAGGCCAACCUUCCCGAAGACGGUCAUCACCUCCGGGAAUCACCCGGUCCUGUUCGCCGCGGAAGGAUCUCAUGGGCUGUGGACCGCCCCUGGAAAGCACAAAUAUGUCCGCGUACCCCGUUUGUAUGACGUGAACGGUUUCGGAACACCGUGGACCACGUGGAAGAGCGUAGAAAUCAUUCACGAGAACGAUUCAAGGGGGCGAACCGCACUCAAUCCCAAGUGGCUCAAGUUCAACGGACGAUGGGGUAAUCCGAAAAACCGAUGCCACCCACUGAAGCGGAUAGGACUGCACAUCUGCGAACUGACGGACGGUCCCACGGGGAUACCGCGAAAGAAACCCCACUUCAAGUGCAAAAAGCGAUAAAUCUUAGGGCGUACAUCAAUCUUUCUCCGCCGUGCUAUGGAGAACUUAGACAAAUCUAUUUAUUUAAUAUUUUUAAUAAUUUAUUCUAAAACAAAACGUCUCCCCAUCGCCUGCCAUUCGAACGCAUUAUCGUCAUCCAUUCGAUUACAUUCUAUUGCAGAGAGAUCAUUAUUUAUUUAUUACUUUUAACGCUACUAACAUCAUCACAUGCAUCACCCUUCUUACCGUACUAACAUUCCAACCGUCUCAGUUACUAUUCUUUAAUGUCUUCAUUCAAACGUUUUUUCUUCGAUUUUAUCAACUGAAAACUUUGCGAUAGUCGGCAAAACCUACAAAACUUCAAUGUGAUUCGAGAAAGAAAUAUGUUCCAACUAGUAUUCGAUAUAUCGACGCUGUAAUUGUACAUAAAUUGUUAUUUUUAUUGUUAUCGAACCAUAACAAGUAAUAAACUAUGA
Molecule: messenger RNA, 2754 nt
Organism: Aedes aegypti (yellow fever mosquito)
Lineage: Eukaryota; Metazoa; Arthropoda; Insecta; Diptera; Culicidae
Exons: 7
Coding region: 512-2299 (595 amino acids)
Source: RefSeq, a predicted model, not a curated record